Molecule: messenger RNA, 1174 nt
Organism: Uranotaenia lowii
Lineage: Eukaryota; Metazoa; Arthropoda; Insecta; Diptera; Culicidae
Exons: 4
Coding region: 1-810 (269 amino acids)
Source: RefSeq, a predicted model, not a curated record
AUGACGAAAUACCCGAUGCAACGACACACCGUACUCGACAACACCCGAAUACGUCAAACCAGGAACUCGUCACGUCGCUCUCCCAAGAAAGGAACCGGCGAAGCAAAGUCACCACAACAGAAGCGAAGCGACGCAGAAGAAGGAAACAGCAAAAAAAAAAAAAGUACUGAAGUCACGUGUAAAAAGGCAAGUCGACGGUGGUGCCGGAUCCCGUGCAAGUGCGAUUCUACCGGAAGGACAUUUCCGGCAGAAAUUCGCUUGAAAUCCUUUAGAAGGCAUUCGCACCAGGUAGAAGGAGACGUCAUCUAUCUCAGCCGUUGGUUGUUCCCUCGGGCUUGGAAACCGAACAGCAUUCAGAUCGGGACGAAGCAAGCCGUGACAGAAACAAAUCAGAAAGAAAAAUAUCCCCGAUACAGGGGUUUUUGUUUCUUGCCUCUUCUUCCCAGGAACUGCGCACCACUGCACCGAUCCACGUGCAGAAGAUCACCGUGCUCACAUUUGUUGCCUUCCCUCGGUCAGGCAAAUCGACCGUGGAAGAAAAAAUCGCCAGCGAAGCGGUUUGCACGUGCAGAGUUGGGCGAGGCCUGUCAGUCGUCAUCCAGGCCGCCCACACCAAGGAAAAGCGUCGCAAGCGAUAUCCUCAGAACGUGUAGUGUAGGGCGAGGCCUGUCAGUCGUCAUCCAGGCCGCUCACACCAAGGAAAAGCAUCGCAAGCGACAUCCCCGGAACGUGCAGUGUAGGGCGAGGCCUGUCAGUCGUCAUCCAGGCCGCCCACACCAAGGAAAAACAUCGCAAGUGAUAUCACCGUAACGUGUAGUGUUGGGCGAGGCCUGUUAGCCGCCAUCAAGGCCGCCCACACUAAGGAUAAAACAUUGCCAACAAUAUCGUGCAGUCUCGUAAGGGACCUGUUAGCAGAAACAAGGGGCUCCAGGACUGAGGAAGUUUGUCGUCUGCAUCAUGCCCAGAACAUGCCAUCUCGAAUUCCAAUGACCUUGCCUGUUUCCCCAUGUCGCCAAGGGAGUCGGCGAAAGGGAUGCUGAGGACAGUAGCGGCGAAACAGCUCGUUGACCUUAUCGAAAGAUGACAUCUGACACACAUGCACGUAAGUUAGGCCUAUUCUCCAAUGAAAUUGAUGCGAAUAUAUGACAUACAAAAUUAAGUUCCCUUUCCUUUG